Molecule: messenger RNA, 1772 nt
Organism: Salvia hispanica
Lineage: Eukaryota; Viridiplantae; Streptophyta; Magnoliopsida; Lamiales; Lamiaceae
Source: RefSeq, a predicted model, not a curated record
CUAACAAAAUUUUCCUUCUCUACAACAUUCGAGAAGAAAUAGGCAUAGAUUUGCGUGGGAGAGAGAGAGAGUUUGAUAAUGGCGACGACCAAUUUCCAGAUGAAGGUGACGGAAGGACAGCUCGGCUACGUUCUCCAGGAUGUGCCUCAUAUCACCGAUUAUAUUCCCAAUCUUCCCACCUAUCCCAAUCCGCUACGCUCGAAUCCUGCAUACUCAGUUGUCAAGCAGUACUUUGUUGACAUGGAUGAUAGUGUACCUCAAAAGAUUGUUGUUCACAAGGAUACUCCAAGAGGGGUACAUUUCCGGCGAGCUGGUCCACGUCAAAAGGUGUAUUUUACUCCAGAAGAAGUGAAUGCUUGUAUUGUGACAUGUGGAGGUCUCUGUCCGGGCCUAAACACAGUGAUCAGGGAGAUUGUGCAUAGCCUUGAUUAUAUGUACGGUGCCACCAAAGUCUUGGGAAUUGAUGGAGGCUACAGGGGAUUCUAUUCAAAGAAUACCAUUCCUUUGUCACCUAAGAUUGUAAAUGACAUACAUAAGCGUGGUGGGACCAUCCUGGGAACUUCCCGAGGUGGUCAUGAUACCGUGAAGAUUGUUGACAGCAUUCAGGACCGUGGAUUUAAUCAGCUGAAAUUUUCAGGAGACUUGUCAUUUCCUUUUUUUUUCGUUUUCCAGGAAAUUCGUAAGCGGGGUUUAAAGGUUGCAGUUGCUGGAAUUCCCAAGACAAUUGACAAUGACAUACCGGUUAUUGACAAAUCAUUUGGUUUUGAUACUGCUGUGGAGGAAGCUCAGCGUGCCAUUAAUGCUGCACAUGUUGAGGCUGAGAGUGCAGAAAAUGGAAUUGGUGUCGUGAAACUUAUGGGCCGCUACAGUGGAUUUAUUGCAAUGUACGCUACACUGGCCAGUCGAGAUGUUGACUGCUGUUUGAUACCCGAGUCCCCAUUUUAUUUAGAAGGACAAGGUGGACUUUUCGAAUAUAUUGAGAAGAGGCUUAAAGAAAAUGGACAUAUGGUCAUUGUUGUUGCUGAAGGAGCAGGAGAGGAUCUUCUUGCUGCUAAAAACGAACGGGAUGCUUCAGGGAACAAGCUACUUCAAGAUGUCGGUUUGUGGCUUUCUCAAAGAAUUAAGGAACACUUUUCAAAGGAAAAAAAGCUUCUCAUCACUCUUAAAUACAUAGAUCCCACUUACAUGAUCCGUGCCAUACCGAGCAAUGCAUCUGAUAAUGUGUACUGCACACUUCUUGCUCAAAGCGCCGUUCAUGGAGCCAUGUCAGGUUUUACAGGCUUCACAAGUGGCCUUGUGAAUGGCCGGCAUACAUACAUUCCUUUCAAUCGUAUAACUGAGCAGCAAAACAAGGUUGUGAUAACUGACAGGAUGUGGGCAAGGCUUCUCUCUUCGACAAACCAACCGAGCUUCCUCACCCAUAAACUGCUUGACGAAGCCAAGAAAGAAGAAGGGCCUCAAUCUCAACUAAUGGACGAUACAACAAAUAUUGCAGACGCGAAAACAGGUAAUAAAGAAAAGGGCAAUAAAUAGAAAAGCGGUUCGAUCCUCUCUCCUCGACUACCUCUCCCCUGUUCUGCAUGAUUUGGCUGCAGCUUUGAUUGAGGUUUCGUACAAUAACAUGUUAAUGGGGUCGUGUAGGAAUACUUCUUUCAACUUUACCAGUGCCUUGGUUUUUAAGCUUGUAUUUAUUUGUCAGUGUGUAAUUGUAUAACACGUCGAUUGGUGUCUAACAAAUGAUGUUGAUUAUAUAAGACGAUAGUACUUCUGAA